This is a messenger RNA of Xyrauchen texanus (razorback sucker), 1939 nucleotides long. RefSeq names its product TCF3 fusion partner homolog. The transcript is spliced from 5 exons. Bases 281 to 919 code for a protein of 212 amino acids. Lineage: Eukaryota; Metazoa; Chordata; Actinopteri; Cypriniformes; Catostomidae. Gene Ontology annotation, molecular function: DNA binding. Gene Ontology annotation, biological process: apoptotic signaling pathway; apoptotic process; positive regulation of apoptotic process. Gene Ontology annotation, cellular component: Ino80 complex. The record is from RefSeq and is a predicted model, not a curated record.
GUGUUUUACAAGCGCCUCGCUGUUGUUUUGAGAGCGUAAAAUGUGGAAAUUUAUAAAGUUUUAACAUUUGUUAUUUGCAUUAUUUAGACUCAUACGUGCAUGUUUAUAUUUGAUGCACUGGUAUAGUACUGUAUCGGCUUAACUGAUGAAUAGUAAAGCACAUUACUCCAGUUGAUUUCCACAUUAAACCUACAUCAUGUCUGAUCCCUAAAGAACAGAGUAUGACAGACAAAGCAUCAUUGUGCAAUUGGAAACAAAGCUCCCAUUGUGUGGCAUUCAGAUGAUGGAAGAUUUCUCAGGCCUGGCUUUACCCCCUCUAUUUGGGGGUCACAUUCUGGAAGCUGAGUUGGAGACAGGUGGGGUAGAGCUGGGCCCCAGCGAGAGUGAGCUCCUGGAUAAUGACGGGGCUCCGUCAGCCCCCGGACAAGAUGGGGAGGAAGAGAGGAGAGAACUGGACAAAAGAAAAUAUCAAGCUCUCAGCAAGAAGUGCAAAGAGAUAGAACAGGUGAAUGAGAAGACUUUGGGUCGUCUUUACCAUAUCCAAAGACUGACACGUCGACUGAGGAAAGAAAGGAGGUUCCUUCUGAAGAAUCUGGAUUCAUAUGGAGAUGACUACAGGACAGCACAUCUCACUAUCCCAUUAGAGGAUGAAGGGAAAGCUGGUUUAGAUUGUGUUGUUGGUGGUUAUGAGGACAGUUUCUCCCCUACAUUUCAUCAUCAGUCAGCAGGUGGACCUAAGAAGAGACAUCGGCUUCCAAAGGACAACUACAGAGAUGCACAGGUAUACAGACCGACACACGGACAACUCGUUAAAGUGUCUAGAUUUCAAUAUACACCAAUUGACACUAACUACAUUUCCAUCCAAGGUUUUUUUUUUUACAGGCCAAUUCUAUUAAUUUAUUGUUUAGUCUGCUUUUGAAAAAAUGCCUGCACAAUCCCCUAUAUUAAAAUAAAUAAAUUACCAAACACAAAAAGACCUAUAUAUGCCUUUUCUUUACACAAACUAAAAAAAGUCGGCUGAAUGACAUCCUCAGAAUGUUCUGCGAGUCUAUAAACUAUCAGUCCAAAUAAAACUAUUUGUCCAAUGAGUUCACUUUCAGACAACGAGCUUUUGAACAUUUAAAAAAGUUAAAAUAUUUUAAAUCUAACCCUCUUCACCUCGGAUCGCAAUUACUGCUGCUUCAGAAAAUAUAAAUUUGCAUUUUGAAGCUAAAAUAAAUUUGAGAUGAUAAUCAAGUUCAGUUGGGCGUUAAAAGUUGCUGGAGAAAUAUGCAGGACAUAAUGCAGUUGUGAUGGUGAUGCUUUUGAUUAGAUGAUUGUUCAAAAUAUUGAAUAUCAGGAAUGUUUCUUAUGUAAACCCUGAUAUUACACCGGAUCAAUUUUUUUUAAUAGCUGUGCACACAGCAUAUACACAUCGAUGGAAGGUCCUUAUACUGAGACUGAAAGUUUUGAAGCAGUACUUGAUGCAGAUUGCCAGCUUGAACAGGGCCAUGACGAUCUGCUUUCGGGUUGGAACCGGUGCCAACCUGCGAUAGGUGCAACAUCAGGACCAAUAUUACAGUCAUAUCAGAACAGCAACUGCUCCCUUUUGAGUAUUUAAUUGUGAAAUUAAAAUGACAGUAAGGUGGCUAAUUUCAAUUAAUUGUCCCAAUAAUCUCCCAAUUUUACCAAAAAUGGAGGAAAAAAAUUGGGAACAUCUGGGAAGCGAAUUGGCGAUAAACACACAUUUCUGAAUGGAAACGCUUCAGGGCAUUUCUUUUGAGAUAAACCAAAACUUUUAUGCACGACGUCAUCACGCACACAAUUUUUAUCGAUAAAAGGCCAAUUGAAUGGAAACGAGCAAAAGGCAGCAAAUGUCCCAAUUUUAUUUUCCGCAUUUUCACUUUGUCGAUAACAAAAUUAGUAGAGAAAAAUUAGUGGUGCUUUUCCAUGUAAAGCU